Molecule: messenger RNA, 4699 nt
Organism: Spodoptera exigua (beet armyworm)
Lineage: Eukaryota; Metazoa; Arthropoda; Insecta; Lepidoptera; Noctuidae
Source: the annotation of a GenBank genome assembly
AUGGCUAUAUUAAAAUUGUUAUUCGAGAACAGCGCCAUCUACGAAAAUGCUUACAAACUAUUGGAACCGAAGAAUAGUGUCGCGGAUUCGUCUAGCCUGACACCCGUAAAGCCUAGACUCGGGAAAUUUGUGGAUGUUUACUCGCCCGAGCAUCUAAAUAUAACACCGCGACCCAAGCCGAAGCUUAAAUUCACUGAAGCCAGGGAUGAGAGCCCAAAUUUUGUCACCCCAGAGAAAUACAUUGAAGUUGAUUUCAAAUGCAGAACUGCAAAGGCCCAAGAUCGGCACCGGAAUGUGUUUAGCAACUGUUCCUUUGAAGGUAAUCAGAGCUUUCCACGCCUGAGCCGCAAGGUGCGGCCUAUGAUCAUGGAGCUGGAAACACCCACCAAAGUGAAGCAAGCUGUUGAUCUUGUGAGAGUGGAUGGACCAAAUGGGCUUAGAUUCAACACAUCUUUAGCACCUGAUGUAGCAGGAUCCCCGGCCCCAUCUCAGACUGAGCGUCUUCAACAGACCAUUAACCCGAGCAAGGCUGUCUUCACCAUUGAACCUAAUACUUUGAAGAUUCUCAUAGUGAACAACAAAGCAUGCUCCUUAUUGGGCUAUUCAUCAGGAGACCUAUGUGGACUUCGUUUCUCUGACUUGCUGAGAAACAGGAACUGCAAAGCAUUCAGCUUACAUGAGCCAGAGGACUGUGAUGCAUCUGAAGAUGGAACCGUUGUGUUGCUUAGUGGAAAGGUAGUAGAACUAAUAUCUAAAGACGGUGGGUCGGUACAAGUGUCGCUGUGGAUAAGGCAGCUGGAUAACGAUGGUCCGUGCUUAGUGGUCGCUGAACCCGUCAACUGUAAGAAUGUUGUGUUAACAGUAGAAGCGGACACAGGUAUAAUCCUGGCUUGUGAAGGAGAUUCAGCGGCCGCGUUGUUCGGGGCGGAGUCGCGGGACAAGCUUGUCGGAGUUCCACUCGCGUCCCUCAUACCUAACGCGAGGCUUCCAUCUUAUGACGCGCCUAUGCCGAAGAAUAUGGCGAAGCAGAAACUAACAGGGAGAACACUAGAUGGUGGAUGUUUCCCGCUCUGUCUGUGGAUAUCGAAGCCAGACGUCACAGACAACUCGUUGUGGCCAACUGUAUGUGGUGUCAAAACUCAUAGACCUGUGUUUGAAGUCAAUGUUAGGGUCACAUACAACGUCAGUGGUCUACUAGUUGUCGACGAGAGUGGUAUAAUAACAGCGUGCAACCACCACUUCGCUAUGCUGACGUUCGGGAAACCACAUUCUGAAGUAAUAGGCCACCAUAUCGAAGAUGUUAUACAAAAUUUCUGCCAAGAAGCUGAUAUUGUUAAGAUACCAGAACGUAACAGAAAUAUGACUUUGUCCCCUGUUAAUAAUGAGGAUAAUGGAUCAGCAUCAGACACUGACGAAGAUUCAUGCGGAGCAUUCAACGGCAGUCAGAAAUCAGCUUGCAUGUCGUUAAACGUCCAUCCCUCCAUACUGUCCACCACGCGGGAGAAAUCGUCCAGUGCACUGUGUCUCGACAAAUCCUGUAGCAUGGUCACCCACACCCCCACCCCCACGCAAGACAUGGUAUCAAGCAUUAGUACUACAGAACAACGAAACGACAUAUCCGCCCUACCUGACGUCACUUCGGGGAUGUCAGGAAUAUCUAUAGAUGACGAAAAUUAUUGUCACAGCAGCAUAUCGAAGUCUCGCUCAGAGAAUAUUCUCCGGUCUGAGCAGAGCAACCCUACUAGACCAGUGGCCAAGCCAUCGGAGAAGUCUGACUCUAUAUACUACACUUCACAGCAUUCGCAAGAAGUAACACCGACUGGAACUACUCCUAGAGUUAGACUCAACGAUCCUUCUUUGAGGUUAUCAUUCGAUUCUAGCAAAUAUAGAUCUCUUAAAGCGAAUUUACCUGGGAAAGAUGACAAAACGAGUCUCUCUUUGGACUUUUGUGACUCUAAUGAGACUAGUGCGGACUUCCUCACUCCUAUAAACGAGAUGCCGCCUCCUGGUUGCGAGAUUGAAGACUUGCCGAAACACAAUGGCAACGAGAGCGUUGACAGCUUGAGCAAUGAAAACGACUUGGAGACACAGACUGAAUCUGCUCCGAGGAAAUUAUAUUCAGAUGAUGCCCCCGAAACCCCCUGCGUGGCGAAGCGCAUGGUGCGUACAUUGGUGAUGACGUCAACCCCGCAACACGCUCGCAACAAGCCGGACUGCGAGGCCGGACCCGACACUGCGCGGGACGGGACCUACCGGGGGGUCGUACUGCACAAGGACGGCACUCAGCUUAACGUUUUGUACACGGUGUCGAGUAUGCAGCUGGGCGGGGCCGGCGCGGUGGGCGGAGCCGGCGGGGCGGGGCCAGGACCGCGCGUGCGCUGCGUGUGGCUGGGGGUACAACUGGAAGAUGCACGCAGACAUACUACGCUUGCUUCCAGCGUCGCUUCUACUGCCGACAACUCUUUGAUACUCGGUAACAAGUCGGCAGGCAGUAGACCUCAGUCAAUGUCUCUAGUAAGCCAAUGCGGUGACGAGCAAGUAUCCGGCGAAUACAACAAACAUUACGUCACACUAAAACAAAUUGGUAAAGGAGCAUACGGAUGUGUAAAAAUGGCAUACCGUCGUUCCGACCGUCUACUGACAGUUGCCAAGUUUAUUCUCAAAGAGAAGGUCGGAGCACAGUUCUGGGUCGACGCUCCGGACGGACGCCGCGUACCGUUGGAACUGAGUUUGUUGCUCACACUCAAACAUCCUAAUAUUGUGAGUGUUAUAGAUGUGUUUGAGAACGAAAAAUACUUUCAAAUGGUGAUGGAAAAGCAUGGCGCAGGUAUGGAUCUAUUUGAAUUCAUUGAACGAAGACCAAGACUCGACGAGCCGCUGCUCAGUUAUAUAUUUAGACAGAUAGGACAAGCAGUAGAAUACCUGCACUCUUUAAACAUCUUACAUCGUGACAUCAAAGACGAGAAUGUCAUCAUUGACAACAAAUUCCACGUCAAACUGAUAGAUUUCGGUUCAGCAACGUUUAUGAGCAAAGACACUCUGUUCUCCACCUUCUACGGUACUACAGAAUAUUGCAGCCCUGAAGUAUUAGCAGGGAACAAGUAUGCAGGUCCUGAAUUGGAGAUGUGGUCAAUGGGGAUAACUUUAUAUGUCCUCACAUUCUUUGUUAACCCGUUUUCGGACAUCGAAGACACAAUACAGGGACCGCUAGCGUUCCCGCAAGUGGUUUCUGAAGAUUUGGAACAGCUUCUCCGCUGGAUGCUAUGCAAGGAGCCAGCGAGUCGGUGUACGAUAUCUCAGUUAAUGGCGCACCCUUGGAUUAGACAGCCUGUCGUCAUUGCCAACUACGUCUUCCACGAAAUUGUGGACUGUGAUCGGCAUGAAGCGAAUCCUGAAAUGUACUACAGUGGCAGUCUAGGAUCGCCGCGUAGUGGAUCUCCGGUGUCAUUAGCUGAUCCGAUGGUCAAAGAACGUUCAAAUCCUUCAGAAGUGGCAAUAAGGUCGGACGGCAAGAAUUUAUCACGGGACGAGCCCAAGCGUAACUCCCUGGCACUGCACGCGUUGUCCACAGCCGAUCGAGACGCGCAGUCCGACAACUAUAGUCUACGGUCGUCCGCCGAUAUCCUGGAUAUAUCAUCAAAGCCAGUGUCAGAAGCUGCGCUAACUGACAUCAGUUCGGACGCUACCGGCCACGCUGCCUGCGACAUAGACUACGAUUGCGACCAAUACGAGUGCGACAGCUGGGACGAGUGUGAGCAGGACAGCUUCUCUUAAUCGCGCCUUUCACUCGCACCUUGACAAUUGGGUAUAUAAGCUCCGCCUACUUUGAAUUCUUUGGAAAUACAAGCGUUGACCGUCUGUAUUUGUCAGAUAAUUGUUAGACUGUGACAUUACCGUAUUGAAGGUAAAUUGAUGUGAAUGUAUGUAAACAAAUUAACAUAAAAGGAAGGUAUAUAAAUCAAUGGUAAAUUGUUCAAACCGAACUUUGACAUCAUCGUUAUUUCUUAGCGGUUAAAGUUGAUUUUCAAAUGUUAUAAGUAUAUGCAUUGAAUAGAAUAUUCGGACGUAAAAAAGUAAUCAAAUUGUAAUUUGUAAUGACUAACUUAAAACGAAAACAAAUCAUUGCAAUUUUUGCUACACCCUGUGUUUGAGACUUAAUGUGGGCUAUGGUGUUCAUUGAUAAUCGUAAGAUUGAAAGAAUACUGAAAUCGUAUGAGACACAAGGUAUAAUGUUAUUGUAUGUAUUUAAAAUAUUAUGAUUAUAAUUAUUAUGUAUUACUGUAUUAAUUGUCGUUUAUGUGUCAAUGUCACGAAAAUGAUCUUUAUUUCAAUAAGUAUUGUGUUCCUUUUUGUGUAAAGAUAAACGUGAACCAUGUUGUUAGGGUUGUGUCGAAAUGUAUAAAAUAAUAUAUUAAAUACUAUCCAUUUAUGCAAAUUCAAGUAACUAUCUUGCUAACUAACAAACUUAACCUAUCAAACAAAAUUUAUUGCUGAACAGUAAUAGCCGUAAAUCUACCUUCCUUAUAUCCGCUGAGUAGUUCUUUAAAUUCGAGCAAAAAUGAGACCAAAAUUCUAGAUAGUCGUAGUUUGUCUUUGUAGUCAUAAAUUUAACUCUCUAUAAAAAUGCCUGAUGAAUUUUUAGUACGUAAAUUAAAUUAAUAUUUUUUGGUUAACACAAUUAAAAUCAUUAAAUAAUAUC